This is a messenger RNA of Schizosaccharomyces octosporus yFS286, 2873 nucleotides long. RefSeq names its product spindle pole body protein Sad1. Lineage: Eukaryota; Fungi; Ascomycota; Schizosaccharomycetes; Schizosaccharomycetales; Schizosaccharomycetaceae. Gene Ontology annotation, biological process: nuclear envelope organization. The record is from RefSeq and is a predicted model, not a curated record. Gene Ontology annotation, molecular function: protein-membrane adaptor activity. Gene Ontology annotation, cellular component: meiotic nuclear membrane microtubule tethering complex; nuclear envelope. The transcript has a single exon. The coding region runs from base 358 to 1896 and encodes 512 amino acids.
GGACAUUUUCGGGGAUUCUUUCUUUUUUGUACUAAUUUAAUUUAUUUCAAACCAUUCCUGGAUCAUUUUUUUAAUUUGAAAUAUCCAAAACAUCGUCUACUGUAGGUUCUCUUAAUACAUCUUAUCUUGUUCUUUUUCCUACGUCUUGUUUUCACUGCUCCACAUCCUGGUCUUUCUCGCUUCCCCUUUUUUUUUUUUUCUCAAAUUUUGUCCUUCUUUCUCAUCUGUUUCGGUGUACAAUAGUUUGGAAAUUUUCAAUCUCAAAAAGUCGUUUUCGGUUUGUUGACGUUUCCACCUUGGUUGCCAAAUCUCCUUUCUUUCUCUUCGUAGUUACGCUCGAGGAAUUCCUUUCAUAAAAUGUUUACUAAUACGCCUGUUGGAGGAAAACGGGAGAGAUAUAAUGGCGCUCAUCCAGCAUGGUCCCGACUAGGUACAAACACAGAACAAAUCCAUCAAAAUACUACAGACAUGGCUGCUAAAAUGCAUAAACUUCGAUACACCCAACUUCGCUCUCCCCCUACCCGUGUGUCCGUUGAGACCAUGUCAUCAAACCAAACAGCUCCUGCUCCUGCAUUCGGUCUUGACGUCCCAUAUAAUCAAGAAUACAUCAACGAAGCUUCCGAAAAUGAAGAAUUUGAACGUGCUAUUAGAAGUGACCCAUCCACCGCGUCGAACGCCUCUUACUCUUCUGAAGAAAACGAAGAUGGUAUAGAGGAUACAAGUAUAGCAGACACUGAAGAUAAUGAAGAGGUUUCAGACUUGGAUGAAGACUCUUAUAAAGCUUAUUCAAAACGUCCUUCCGCUAAUCGUCGAAAAAAACAAAUCAAGCAUUUUUUCAACCAAAGUUCUUGGUUACCUUUUGAAUCCUACAAGCCAUUCGCCUGGUUUUUCCUUGCUUUAUUUCUCACCUUAAUCAUUAUAGGAAUCCUUCACAAGGCCCCAGGAAUUUCGUUUGGUAAAGACGAUUCCAUAUAUCCACCGAUCGUCCAACCUUCCCCUCCCAGCCCAACUGAUUUAGGCAAGCCAUUCGAAACUUUUGAACCAGCAAAAGAACCAGCAAAAGAAAAACCAAAAAAUGAAAAUGAACCAGAAUCUUCCACUCACUUCUUGACAAAGGAAGAAUUUCACAAUAUUAUUCACACUAAAAUAAAUGAAUUGAAGACUCAAUUAGAAAAGGAAAUACUAUCGUUUAAAUCUUCCGAGUUGGCAGCCAUUACACUUAACGAUGAGUGGAAACACUUCAUCCAAACGACUGUCGAAAAUUAUAUCGGCGACCCUGUCUCGCUUCCCAACUUUGCUCUUUUGUCAACAGGCGCAGAUGUAUUAUCAUUUCUAACAACCAAAAGUUAUGUUAAAAGACCUUCUUCUUUUCUUCCAAAGGCAGCCUCUUAUUUAUUCGACUCCUUAACAAUUCGUGGUCAUGAACCAAAUAUGGCAUUGCAAUCCACAAAUGGUGUCGCGAUGUGCUGGAGCUUCCAAGGAUCAGAGGGACAGUUGGGAAUCUCGCUUUCUCGCCCCGUGCACGUCACAAACGUUACUGUCGAACAUGUGAAUCAAAAGGUCGCGCACGAUCUUUCCAGUGCUCCUAAAGAAAUUGAGGUUUGGGGUCAAGAUAUCCGUCACAACGGAAAAAAAGGAUUCUCUUACUUGGGCAACUUGAUGUAUAACAUUGAAGAUGAGCCAAUUCAAACUUUCCCUAUUCAUGUUUCAUCAAAGUAUCCAACAAAAAGCGUCAUCUUCAAAAUAAAAAGCAAUUGGGGAAAUCCCGAAUAUACUUGCUUAUACCAAGUUCGUGUUCAUGGUACGGUUCCAAGACGAGAAACAAUGGCCAACUUACAGCAUGAUGAGAUCUCUCAUUCUGAAGAAGGCGUUUCGCACCAAGAAUCACUGUCAUAAGUCGAUUUUAAACAUUCUAAACAUAUUCAUCCCUUAAUCAACCAUAGGCUUAAAAUCGUAGAAUAAUGUUUCUCGUUUUCUAUUCUCUUCGUCAGCUUCCUCUAAAGUCAAGAUCUGUUCUAUAAUAUCGGGCGGAUCCAAUUCAAAUCGCUUAGCACGUCGCCAGCGUUCAAGCCGAGUCAUCCCCAAGUAAGGUCCAUAUUUGGCAGACAUGUCAAAAUGAUGCAGGACUAGUUGCACUUUACUCAUAUCUUCUUCAUGGACAGGUUUACUCAUACGUUCCGAUAAUAUGUCUUUAUAGGCCUUGUCAAGAGAUUUGGACAAUUCAGGAUCAUUCUCAAUUCGUUCUUCUAAGCUCAAUAUCUUUGCGCUUUCUUUCUUUGCUCCUUUUUCUGUAACAGUCGAUUUCGCAUUUUUUCCCGUCGCUGAGCUUUUCCCAGUUCCUCGUACGAUUUUGGGAAAUGCGUCUUGUACAGUUCUUUUCGAAGCCGAAUUUUUAGUCACUUUCGAACUCUUCUUCAUUGGUGAUGACAGGUUUUUUGAAACUAAGACUUACACUCGAUCAAACUCUCAGCUGUUUUAUUUAUUUUCUUUAAAUCUUUUCUUUUAGAGGUGUUUUUUUCUUUUAAGAUUUUUAUUAAUUGAAAACAGUGAAGAUAUGCUAAUAUUUUCUGUCUUUAAUACUUUCCUUUGUAUCUCUUAUGCAUAGAACACCAGGGUCUGAUGCGUCACGCUGACGAGAAUCCAAUUGCGGCUGCCAGCCAUUCUUUUGUUCAAAGCUUCAACAGUUUGAUAAAAUUGGAUCGCUAUAAUUCUAUUCUAUUUUAAAAGUAUAUUUAUUUUUCUUUCUUUUGGAUGGCAUAUUCUUUGUCUCAGAUAAUUUAUGUUCUUACAUCAUCAUCACUUUCUUAAUCAUAGUAAACUAACUAUAAAAGUAUUAAUUACAAGAUUAUAUAUACCCUGAAGGAUCAACAAAG